GCCAUUUUCGACAGUGGUGUUUGGGUUUCCCUUGACACGGAAAAUUGGGUUGCUUUCUUUUGGAUCUCCUCCGCAACUUCUCGAAACCGAGACGUUAAGAAGUUCAUUUGUAAGAAGAUGAUGGAAGAGAGUGGAAUCGAGACAACUCCCCCCACUACCCCACCUCCCCCAUCCAGCAUGGUGGUUAGCCCACCACCUCUAUCAGUUGGCCUGACGAGUCCAAUUACACUUCCCAGCACGACAGGAAUGUCUUCGUUUGCCCCGGAGGGCUUUUCUACCCCAGUUCCCCCUGCCGUGUCAACGUCAGCCCCCCCUAUCAGAUCCUCUGCGCCACCCCCUUUCGGGAGCCCCCAGGGCCUCAUGUCCUCUACCACCCACGUCACCCCACCUACAGGGAUCCCUUUUGCCAGCCCUCUGUCAAACUUCUCUCCAUCUGCACCUCAUAUUGGAAAUGCUCCACCCCCACUCUCAACUGCCCCUCCCCCUGGCCCGCCUACGUCCGGCUUCACCACAAGCGCUUCUUAUGACAUCACAAGGGGUCACGCUGGGCGCACGCCGCAGACGCCGCUGUUGCCAAGCUUCUCCACGGCUGCUCCAGUCCCAGGGGUAAUGACCAACCCUUUGGUGCAGCAGCCUGUAAUGUCAAGUGGCUUGGAAGUGGGGUCCUCAAUCACCUUUCCAGAGGAUCAUGAGGACCCCCAGGCCAACAUGAACAGCAAUGCAGGUGGAUUAUGGGGUUUUAUUAAGGGUGUGGCAGGGAAUCCCAUGGUGAAGACUGUCCUGGACAAAACCAAGCACUCAGUGGAGUCCAUGAUCACCACUCUGGACCCUGGCAUGGCACCGUACAUCAGAUCCGGAGGUGACCUGGACAUUGUAGUGACCUCCAACAAGGAAGUGAAGGUCGCAGCGGUGCGUGAUGCCUUCCAGGAGGUGUUUGGCUUGGCUAUGGUGACGGGAGAGGCGGGGCAGUCCAACAUCGCCCCGCAACCAGUGGGAUACGCGGCUGGAGUGAAGGGUGCUCAGGAGCGGAUCGACAGCCUGCGGCGAGCUGGCAUCAUCCACGAGAAACAGCCCGUUGUCUCGGUGGAAAACUUCAUCGCAGAGCUUUUCUCUGACAAGUGGUUCGACAUCGGCUGCCUCAUCCUUGAGGACCCUGGAAAUGGAAUCCACAUUGAGACGUUCACGCAGGCCACACCGGUGCCGUUAGAACGUGUCCAGCAGGCACAGGCACUCACCCCUCCAGAUUACAGCCUGCGCUGGUCAGGCCUGCAGAUCACAGUGGGUGAGGUACUAGAGGGUAGCCUCCCUCACGUGAGCCGGACUGACUGGCACCUGGCGUUCACGGGCAUGUCCCGCCAGAAGAUGAUCUACAGCGCUGCCAAGGCCCUGGCUGGCAUGUACAAACAGCAGCUUCCCCCCAGGACCGUGUGAUACCGCCACAAGCCUGGGUGUAAGGGUGGAGCGGAGCAGAGCCAUCUCACCUGCUCAGCCAAUCCCCUCGGUCUCAGCGCACAAGCCAAACAUACUACUUUUAUGUUUUUAAUCAUGUUGGGGUAUGUAGACAUUCCAACGUGUUUUAAAGCAUUCAUGAAAGAAACAGCUCCUGUAUAUUGAAGAUGUUUUCUAAGAUGAACAUGUAAAGAAAAGUUAAGGAGUGCCCUUGAAAAUCUUAAUGUUUUAUAAUUCUUAUUAAGACCUAUGAGAAUUGUAAGUUGCAUUUUCUCAUUAUAUUCUACUGAGACCAUUUCAAUUGUUAUAUGACUUAUGAUGUAAAAGACUGCUGCAUUAAGUUGGAGAGGAAACCCUUCAGACAAGAAGGUCAUAGGUAGCCCGUUUAUCCUGAUGGGUGUUUUUGCUAGGAAUUCACAUACUGAGUCCUGAGCAGUGCAAGAAACCCUGGCCAGUGUAAAACGUGUCUGUCUCUCUAAACUACUCUUUAUGAAGUAUCUCUGGUUGCGUAAUUUGUUCUGAAACAUGUAUAGCAUGAAGUGCAGUGUGCACAAAACAGCUUUAAAUGUUUUGCGUUUUGUACAUUGUGUGUACGAUUUUUUUUUUUUUUUUUUUUUUUUUUU
Messenger RNA from Scleropages formosus (Asian bonytongue), 2072 nucleotides. It is a transcript of the gene prrc1, whose product is annotated as proline-rich coiled-coil 1. Gene Ontology annotation, molecular function: protein kinase A regulatory subunit binding. Gene Ontology annotation, biological process: activation of protein kinase A activity. The record is from RefSeq and is a predicted model, not a curated record. Gene Ontology annotation, cellular component: cytoplasm. Bases 118 to 1431 code for a protein of 437 amino acids. The transcript is spliced from 9 exons. NCBI's taxonomy places the organism in Eukaryota, Metazoa, Chordata, Actinopteri, Osteoglossiformes, Osteoglossidae.